Zymoseptoria tritici IPO323 is the source of this 1671-nucleotide messenger RNA. RefSeq lists its product as uncharacterized. The transcript is spliced from 4 exons. The record is from RefSeq and is a predicted model, not a curated record. Lineage: Eukaryota; Fungi; Ascomycota; Dothideomycetes; Mycosphaerellales; Mycosphaerellaceae. Bases 140 to 931 code for a protein of 263 amino acids.
UUCUUCUCCCAUCCAUGCUCCCCUCUUCCCCUACACUACACAUCAACAUCAUCACACUACCGGAUAUCCUACUCGACCAGUACCGAUACCACCUAUCAUCAAUACCUACAUCCCUUCAAACCACACCAACAACAUCACAAUGGAUCAGGCCAAGCAAGCAGUUAAGGGCUUCAUGUCCAAGGCCGGUCACCACGACACCACCGUCCACGAGACCGUCGCCCCGGCCGUCAAGCAUGAGACCGUCACCAAGAAGGAGCAUGAGAACGUGACUACUGCCGUGGACCAGGAGAUCCACCAGGACCACUACCACACCUCCGUCCAGCCCAUCGCCGAUAAGGAGGUCCUUCCCGAGACACACCACCACAACGUCGUUCCCGUCGAGCACCGCUCAUUCGAGCAUGAUAACGCCAAGGAGAACGAGCGUCGUCUGGCAGAGGAGCGUGCUCAGUUCAAGGACACCACCACUCGUGUUGAGGCUGACAAGACCCGCUCCGCUGGCGCCGCCGUCUCUGGCGAGCACAUCCACCACCACGUCCACGAGACCAUCCAGCCUGUUAUGAACAAGCAGACCAUCGAGCCUCACGUUGUGCACACCACCGUCCCAAUUCACGAGGUCCACCACAACGCUGCUCAGCAUCACGCCACCUCCGAGCUCCCACCAGUCUCCAUGUCCGAGUACAAGAAGCAGGGUGGUGUUCUCACCGGUCGUGAGGAGCGCUACGACGGCUUCGAGGGUGAGCCUCGCUCGGUCGGAGGCGCCGCUCUCGGCACACACACCGGAAACCACUCUUCCACCCAUGGCACAUCCGGCGUUGCUGGCACCCACGGCUCAUCCACACACGGCACCAGCCAUGAGAAGCCAUCGCUCAAGGACAAGCUCAACCCAAAGACCGACGCCGACCGCGACGGCAAGGUUGGCAUCAUGGACUAGACGUCUCAUGAUUCUGAUCCGUCCGCUUUGAGUUCCGCAUUGCAGCCACAACCGUUCUUGACUCGCGUUCCGACUUUGGUUUCUUCUCCGCCUUCGACUCCUUCUCCAGCACCUCUUCAGCACCAACCCACUCAGCACUUCGAUCAGCAGCCGCAAACACCGCAGCGGGCGGCAUCUCCUCCACCUGCCCCAGUAGCCCGCGUUCCAACUUCGCCCAGCCCAGGCCCGCUGAUGAAGACUCCCACGCUACCUCUCUCUCAUCACUCUGGUCUGCCGUAUGCCCCGCCAACCCCGGCACCAACCCCGCCAGCUCAAGCCACCCCGCAAUCUCCACCGGCGCCAGCUCCGCAGCCUCAAGCCAUGCCAACCCCACCUUCGCCACCUCCAACUCUGCCGGGCAGCACUCCUGGCCUCGACCUCAUGCGACCAAAAACGUACAUCUCCCAGCACACCUACUCCCGUGCCCACCCAGCUGGCUCGAGACCGACUACACCGAGCCCGUUGAGACAAGGCGAGAGCGCAAGCGGAAACGACAAGCCGCUACCGGAGACGCCGAAGAAUUGAAGAAGAAAGCAAAAGCAAAGACGAUGAACAGGAACGAAUAAUGAGGGUGCUGCUCUCAGGAAGGAUGGGUGGAUGGAUCUUUCGAUGAUUUGUCCAAAAACUAUACCACGAUUUUUUGUAUUAUUACCUAGCGUAGCGUGAUGAUGAUAGCGAAUGCCGACCUAUUAUUACGACGA